Rotaria sp. Silwood1 is the source of this 1290-nucleotide messenger RNA. NCBI's taxonomy places the organism in Eukaryota, Metazoa, Rotifera, Eurotatoria, Philodinida, Philodinidae. The record is from the annotation of a GenBank genome assembly.
AUGACUUUCAGUGAGUUGUUAGGUGAACAACUUCUUCAACAUAAUGAAUCUGGAAGUGAAUCAAAUCAAAUAUCAACGGAUCAACUUAAUGGAAAAACUGUUGCACUUUAUUUCUCAGCUCAUUGGUGUCCACCAUGUCGAAAUUUUACACCAAAAUUAGCUAAAAUUUUCAAAGAACUUAAUAAAGAAGUCAAAGACAAACUCGAUAUUGUCUUUAUUUCAUGGGAUGAAGAUCAAGCUGCUUUUGAUGAAUAUUUCAAGGAGAUGCCAUGGAAAGCUGUACCUUUCUCUGAUCGAGAUCGUUCAAACACAUUGGGUGAAAAAUUUAAUGUCAAUGGUAUUCCAUCUUUGGUUGUUCUUUCUUCUACAUGUGAAAAAAUUACUUCGGAUGGUGUUAAAGAAGUACGAGCUGCAUCCAAUAAAGCUUUAGAUCUAUGGUCACAAGGAAAACGUUUAUUUUGGUCACGUGAAGCACGUGAAGGUGAAUAUGUUUGGGAAGAUACUACUUGUGAUAGUUGUUAUAUGAGUCCUUUGAUUGGCUCACGUCAUGGUUGUACACAUAAAGAAUGUAAUAUUAAUUUAUGUGAAACAUGUCUACCAAAUAAUAAGCAUGAGCAUCCUCUUGUUGAAUAUCUCAUACCUAAAAAACAUUACUCAUUAGAAGCACUUUUAAAAUCAGUUCCUUAUUUACUUAAUCCUAAUAAUGACGAAAAAAUUGAAACAAAAACAAUGUGGGAAAAUGAUGUAAAAAGUGUUGGAUUUUACUUCUCUGCUCAUUGGUGUCCACCACCUUGUCGUGCUUUCACACCAAAAUUAGCAGAACUUUAUAAAGAAGCACAAGCAAUUUCUCAUGGUUUUCGUAUUGUUUUUGUAUCAUGUGAUGAAGAUGAAGAAUCAUUCAAUAGCGAUCGUGCAGAAAUGCCUUGGCCUGCUGUUCCAUUAAAUGCUGGUACUCUUCUCGAAGCAUAUUUUCAAUUUUCUGAUAUUCCAUCAUUGUUUAUCAUUUCAUCCGAUGGAAAAGUUUUGUCACGUCAUGGUCAUGGGGAUGUUUCAGUUAAAGGAAUCGAAGCAUUGAAAACAUGGGGACGAGGAGAAAAAUUACCUCCUCUUUUGCCAGAAGAAUUUCCAUGGAAUUUUUUUUGUGAUGGAUGUCAAAUGUAUCCUAUUAUUGGUCAAAGAUAUUAUUGUUCAACAUGUGGUCAUUAUGAUCUAUGUUCGGCAUGCGAAAAGAAAGGACAUGAACAUCCACUUGAACUUAUACCACAACCAACUGAAAAUGAAGAUGAUUGA